Messenger RNA from Mycena citricolor, 1284 nucleotides. The record is from the annotation of a GenBank genome assembly. Lineage: Eukaryota; Fungi; Basidiomycota; Agaricomycetes; Agaricales; Mycenaceae.
GCUCAAUCAAUCGAGUUGACAGACUCGGUUGCCGAGUCGAGUCAUCAACUCGAGUUCAACUCGACUCGACGGCAACACUACUUUCUACCCACGGCACGCCCGGGCGCUGAAGUGCAGCCUACAGCAGUCUCCAAUAGCGUCUAAAUUCAACGUGACUUAGACGUAAAUGGGAGUGCCGCGAAUGUCUGAGUUUGAAACAACUUCCGUCUACUUUCCUCCUCUCUAACACACCUCAUGUGCUCCCUCACAUCGACGCGUUCGAAGACGGAAUGUGGCUAUCUCUCCAAGGACUAUGCCAUCUACAGCUGCUCUCAUCCGGCUACCCCCACCGUGAAACGAUGGUCUUCAUCUGCUGCCUACACCGAGGUAAUGCCAUUGAUUGUCUCUGCACCACCGAAGAUGCUUCGCUACUUCUUCCACAACGGAUACCGCGAUAUAAUCCAGAUCAGCUUAGAGUUGCCUCCGACGCACACCCGGUUCUCCCGAAACAUGGUUGACGUUGUAACGACGUACGAAGUAUCAGUCGAGAUCCCGCGAACGUAUCCUGGCCAAAUGCUACCAACUACAGAUCGCAGAGAAGUAUUGUUUAAAGAACUGGAGGACUUGCCGGAACGAGAUCUGACCACCGCUGCCGAAUGCUCAAAUGGCCUGUUCUUCAUCCGACCCGUCAAACUCAUCUUCGAGGUCAUGGUCAGAACGGAUCCCAUGAUCAUCCUACCCGGCCACUAUCGCAAAUCCUUCGCGUGGACCUUUUACCGAGAACAAGACGGGCAGAGAAGAGCUCGGAACUGGUCCGUAUCCACGACAGCUACCCUGAUCGACGACUCGCCCGUGCCUCUUGCACCAAAAGUCUCCUGUUCCCACGACGGGCUGCGCAAACGGGCCAAGAAAAUCGGACGCGCGGCGCGCAAACUGGGGCCUGGCUCCAGCGCCACGCGGUCGCUGAAGCAGAAGAUUCUGCGACGGAUCCCGUGCACGGAGGAGUGGCGGUGGAACCGCGAGUUCGCUGUGAAGACGGGAUAUCACAAGCCGUUGCCCCAGAAUCCGAGGCUGACGUAUCAGCAAGCGUUGAGGCUGAAGAGACUGGAGGAGCCGGACUACGUGCCGCUUUCGCAGAGGAUCGCCAGAAACCAUCCCUUGUACAUAGCCUUGUAUGAUUGACGAGCGGGUUGUUCAUAUGCAAUCCGUUUGGUGAACGUGCUAGCAGAGUGAGAUCUCUCUGAAAACGAUCCACACUCCGAAGUUGAGUCAUUUCGAAUUCAGGGUCGUAGCGCCCUGUUCCAA